Messenger RNA from Camelina sativa (false flax), 2300 nucleotides. Lineage: Eukaryota; Viridiplantae; Streptophyta; Magnoliopsida; Brassicales; Brassicaceae. The record is from RefSeq and is a predicted model, not a curated record.
AUGUAACUUGCUUAAAGUCUUGACAAAGAAACCUUAUCUCUUUUCAUUUGAUGUUUCGUCUAUUGUAAGUCAUUAGGCGUUGUAUUUUCAUAGUUUUCCAAAAAGACAUUGCCUUCAACUUCUCUUACCAUUUUCCAUCUCUCAAGCUCGUCUCUGAUGGCUUCUCCUUCUUCUGGUACGUCUCGCAGGGACAAUGAAGCACAUAUGACGGAGAAGAUUGCAAAAGAUGUUUCAGAUAAACUAAAGGCUACAGCGUCUAGAGAUUUUCAUGUCAUGGACAUGGUGGUACCUGAAAUGCAGUCUGCGUUAGAUUUAGAUAAAAAAGAAGCUCUUGAGAAAAGCCUGGAGGCUUUGGAGAUGGGAUUUCAAGCCCUAAAUGCAAUGAGAAAUGAGCUGCUGCAAAGAGUGUAUAAAGAAGAGGGCAGAGGUCUACAAGUGCUAUCAGAAGUCAAAAAGUGGAUUUCAGAUGUCGAAGAGAUUGAAUCCAAGGCUAAUCCUCUGCUUGAUAAGAGUAUCUCGGAACUUCAUAAGUGAUCUAAGUCUGAAGAUGAAUCCCAUAUCUCUGAACCAACGUCAAAUCAUUACAGUGAAAUGGUACACAAGAGGUUGAAAGAAGUUGAAACCCUCAAAACUAAAGAGUUUUCUGAAUUGGCGGUUGACAGAGCUCCUCUGCUUCAUGUGAGGAAGAUCCUGCCACUUCAACCAACUCUUGAUAAGGUUACGUUAGAAACUAAAUGUUUGAGCCCAGAAGAAUCAUGGGAUCUAUUUCAAGAGAUAGUUGGAGAAGCCACGUUGACAAGUCAUCCAGACAUACCCCAGCUCGCAAGAAUAGUUGCUAAGAAGUAAGAAAUGUGGUGGUUUUUGUUUUGCUCUUUAUCUCAUCGGUGUGACCAUGUCAAGCAAAAGAACGACAAGGGAGUGGUACCAUGCAAUUCAUGUUUUGGUUUCAUCUGCAGCUGCGUUUUCUGAUAUGAAAGAUAAGAUUCUCCCAGUUUUAAAGUUUUCAUAUGAUAGUCUGCCUCGUGAGAAUAUCAGGUUAUGCUUCUUGUAUUGUGCUUUAUUUCCAAAAGGUGGUGUUACAAAUAAACAAGGGUUGGUCGACUGCUUGAUCGGCGAAGGAAUUAUUGCAGAUGAAGAAGAUAGAGAGAUAGUUGAGAUCAAGGGUUAUGAGGUGAUUGAGACUUUGGUUAAAAUGUUUUUGUUGAUGGAGGAUGAAUCUGGAUAUGGUGUAAAGAUAGUUCGGGAAAUGGCCUUGUGGAUAGCAUCUGAUUUCGGGGCGAGAGAAUACAUCAGAUGCCAGAGGUCAAUGAUUGGAGAAUGGUUAGAAGGAUGUCGGUGACAUCUACUCAUAUUCAGAAUAUAUCGGUUCUCCCGACUGUCCCAAGCUUACGACCCUGUUCCUCAAAGAAAACAACAACUUGAAAUGGAUCUCGGGUGAUUUCUUCCGGUGGAUGAAAAGUCUUUUACUAUUGGAUCUAUCUAAUAAUAAAGAACUUGCUGACUUGCCGGAGGAAGUUUCUUGUCUGGUUUCUCUGCAGUUUCUCAACUUGUCAUUUACAUCGAUAACAAGGUUGCCGCUUGGUCUGAAAGAGCUCAAGAAGUUGAUACACUUGGAUCUUGAGCACACAUCUAAGCUCAAAGAAAUUGAGGUGAUAGCAGGUUUAUCGAGUUUGCAAGUACUACGGUUAUUCUGGUCCUUUCCUAUGGAUCUCGGAUUAAUGGAGGAUUUACUAAUUUUUAAAGGUCUAAAAGAGUUGAGUCUAACCGUGGAAGAAGAUGCUGUUUUGCAGCGGUUACUAAGUGACAACCAGUUGGCAAGUUGUAUCCGACGUUUACAUCUCAACGGAUUUACAAUAACCAAUGGAGGGAUAUUAUUGCUAAAAUCUGCGUCCAGUAUUCGUAACUCAGUAUCUCGGGAUGUAAUUUCCCGAAGAUAACCACUGAUAGGAGAAGCGCCCUACAUUUUAGCAACAUUGAGCCGUUGUCCGAAACUGAGAAGGCGUCCUGUCUACUCGGACAUCGAUAAUGGAAUUCGAUGGGAUCUUGUUGAUGAACGGGAGGAAGAAACUGUGGAGACUCCGCGUUGGCAUGACAAGAGAGUGAUCUCUGCAGUCGGAGCUAUAGGUGAUAAGUACAUAACAAUAGAACUUAGACCACCAUUAUCGGUAGUAACAGUUGGCGUUACUCAAUAUAAUGUAUUUUAAUGAUUUUUUAAAAAUAUUAUGAUAUAUUUAAAUAAUAAAUUAAUAUAAAAAUACUGACCAAUCAUAAGCUGUUAAACUAUUGAGGAAUGUUCCUUC